Messenger RNA from Austrofundulus limnaeus, 531 nucleotides. RefSeq lists its product as uncharacterized. The record is from RefSeq and is a predicted model, not a curated record. Lineage: Eukaryota; Metazoa; Chordata; Actinopteri; Cyprinodontiformes; Rivulidae.
AUGUUUGCCCUUUCCGCAUCCCUUCAGGAUGCUAAUGGGACAAACACCGCCACUGGCUUUAGUGAUGCAGCGCUUCAGGCCUUUGCACUUAUGACAAGGGAGCUUGGACGUGUGAUGUCCUACCUGGUUCAGGCUCGCAGACAGGUCUGGCUGGCUCAGUCCACGUUUACUGAGACAUGCUGUAGGACCCUCCGUAAUGUUCCUGUGGUGCCAGGGGAGUUGUUUGGUUCUGUGGCAGUGGAAACCCUGGAACAUACUGUCCAGGCGCAACAAACUAGGCAGCAGCUUUCAGGCCUUAACAGGAGUGUGCYUCCAUCUCCUCGUAACCUKAGGCRUCCAUCAGCUGGCCCCAACCCUCGGCCACCACCUCGGGGUUUCGAUAGACCUGUAGGUCCUUAUCCUCGUGCUGCGCAACGGAGACCCAGCAGGGACUUUCGUGAGCCAGCUCCCCAGCCAACCAGACAGGCCCAGGCCACAGCUUUUGGUUGUUACGCCCCCAGGCCCCCUAGGGGCCGUGGGGAGAGGAAGUGA